CAUCGCAAAACAUGCCAAGUCAGCAGCUCCCAGGCCCUGGGCAAAGUAUCGAUCUUGUGCUGAACCCCUUGAGGUCACUUUACCGACCUUCCACAGGAACAGGCCGCACAUUGAUCGCACGUCGUCACAAGUUCAUUGCUAUUUUUAUUGCGGUCUCAUUUCGACAACGCUUGAUAAUCACACCAUAGCAAAGUUGAGCGCCGUAGAACGACAAAUAUACAAGAAGUCAGCGGUCUAGAGAUUGCAAACCGCUCGAAUCUCAUCGGCUUCAUUUCCACUAGCAUAGGAUCGCACCCUCGACCGUCGAACAUGUCGAGCGACUCUCCACGAUCCACUGCCGUCGAGGCCUUGGCGACACUCGGCGCAGUCUUUUGGUCUAUACAGCUCCUUCCCCAGAUCUUUCUCAACUAUCGUCGACAAUCGACCGAAGGCCUUCACUCGUCCAUGAUGAUCCUCUGGGCACUCGCCGGACUGCCUCUUGGGAUCCACAACAUCCUGAGCGAGCAACAUAUAGCCUUGGUCGUCCAGGCACAAAUCUUGACGGGCCUUAGCUUGAUCACUUGGGCACAGACGAUGUAUUACGGCAAGAGAUGGAGCGCUAUACGAUGCACCUCGGUAACGUCCCUCUUGAUGAUCGGCUUUGGCGGUAUCGAGGCGGCUUUGGUCCUCGGGUUCAAGUACGGCGACGUUGGCGAAUCCUCUCGUCGCCGCUUCGUCCUGUCGAUGGCCAUUCUCUCUGCCAUCGGACUCGCUCUCGGGGUACUCAGACACUACUAUGACAUCUACCAAGAACGUACCGUUCGCGGGAUCAGCUGGGGUUUCGUGCUCCUAGAUGCCAUGGGAGAUCUCACAUCGCUGCUUGCUAUCGCCCUGCACGCCCCAAUCGACCCCGUCGCCGCGGUCAUCUACGCCACCGAGCUCGUCCUCUGGAUCGGCAUCAUGAUCGCUGGCUUGGGUUACAACCUGCCUCGUGCCAUCAAAAAGCACAAGGCCGCUCGACGGGGCGACCUGGAACCCCAACUUGCCUCGCUCGAACGAACGCAAUCGCCCGCCAGCUCGGUAUUCGGCGUCGUCCGAUCCAGAGCUCAUGAUCUGCCCACGUUUGGAAUGCGACGUCGAGCCGGGACGGGAGAGUGAAUGGGAGCCCCAGCUGUGGGCUUGGAGCUUGUAUCUCAUG
Molecule: messenger RNA, 1177 nt
Organism: Filobasidium floriforme
Lineage: Eukaryota; Fungi; Basidiomycota; Tremellomycetes; Filobasidiales; Filobasidiaceae
Product: PQ loop repeat-domain-containing protein
Exons: 6
Coding region: 310-1137 (275 amino acids)
Source: RefSeq, a predicted model, not a curated record